CACUUUUGGAGCCGGUCGUUCGACAUUCGCGGCGGCAGACAUCUUGGAACACUCUCUUCCCAUCACUCGCAUCAGCAACACACUUCGAGACGAACGACAUUUUUCGACGAGAUCGUUCAUUUUUGGACCGAAUGUCAUAAGGGCUGAGGAUCCAAAAAACGAAAGGUAGAGUGCGCGAGUUUGAGACCAGUGAAAAGAGAUGUUUUCCUCGAUGAAAACGCUGAUGGCCGUGGCGGCCCGGGCCGAGCAGGUUGUGGCCCGUGGUUAUGCGGCAAAGGCUGCAGCCAAGGCGGCUGCCGGUGCCCAGGGAAAGGUGGUGGCCGUUAUCGGUGCCGUCGUGGAUGUCCAGUUCGACGACAAUCUGCCGCCAAUUUUGAACGCUCUGGAAGUUCAGGAGCGUGGUUCCCGGCUGGUGCUGGAAGUUGCGCAACAUCUCGGAGAAAACACCGUCCGUACCAUUGCCAUGGACGGUACCGAGGGUUUGGUGCGUGGCCAGCGAGUUUUGGACACCGGAUCGCCCAUUAGGAUUCCGGUCGGUGCCGAAACCCUCGGUCGGAUCAUCAACGUCAUCGGGGAACCGAUUGACGAGCGUGGCCCCAUCGAAACCAAUCUGUCCGCUCCGAUUCACGCCGAAGCUCCGGAAUUCAUCGACAUGAGCGUCGAGCAGGAGAUUCUGGUCACCGGAAUUAAGGUUGUGGAUUUGCUUGCCCCCUAUGCCAAGGGAGGUAAGAUUGGCCUGUUCGGCGGUGCCGGUGUCGGCAAAACCGUAUUGAUUAUGGAGCUGAUCAAUAACGUUGCCAAGGCCCAUGGUGGUUAUUCCGUGUUUGCCGGUGUCGGAGAACGUACCCGCGAGGGUAACGAUCUGUACAACGAAAUGAUUGAGGGCGGUGUCAUUUCGCUGAAGGAUAAGACCUCCAAGGUCGCCCUGGUAUACGGCCAGAUGAACGAACCCCCCGGCGCCCGUGCCCGUGUCGCCCUGACUGGUCUAACCGUUGCCGAAUACUUCCGCGAUCAAGAGGGACAGGAUGUGCUGCUCUUCAUUGACAACAUUUUCCGUUUCACCCAGGCCGGUUCCGAGGUAUCUGCCCUGCUGGGUCGUAUCCCGUCCGCUGUCGGUUACCAACCAACCCUGGCCACUGAUAUGGGUAGCAUGCAGGAGCGUAUUACCACCACCAAGAAGGGAUCCAUCACUUCGGUGCAGGCCAUCUACGUGCCGGCUGACGAUUUGACUGAUCCUGCCCCAGCCACCACCUUCGCUCACUUGGACGCCACCACUGUGUUGUCGCGUGCCAUUGCCGAGCUGGGAAUCUACCCUGCUGUGGAUCCUCUCGAUUCCACCUCCCGUAUCAUGGACCCCAACAUCAUCGGUGCCGAGCACUACAACAUUGCCCGUGGUGUCCAGAAGAUCCUCCAGGACUACAAGUCCCUUCAGGAUAUCAUUGCUAUCCUGGGUAUGGAUGAAUUGUCUGAGGAAGACAAGCUCACCGUUGCCCGUGCCCGUAAGAUCCAGCGUUUCCUGUCGCAGCCCUUCCAGGUUGCUGAAGUUUUCACCGGUCAUGCCGGCAAGCUGGUCCCUCUGGAGGAAACCAUCAAGGGAUUCACCAAGAUCUUGAACGGUGAGUUGGAUCACUUGCCAGAGGUCGCUUUCUACAUGGUCGGCCCAAUUGAAGAGGUAGUCGAGAAGGCCGAACGCCUGGCCAAGGAAGCAGCCUAAGGUUCUCUCCCUCACCAGCGUAAGUAGAAGCGUACUACAGCAACAGUAAUUAGUCGACAGUAGCAAGGAAAACAGAUCGCCCGAAUGGGACUCGGAAGGGGAUCCCGGAAUCCUCCCACUUUGUCCUGGGGUCUUCUUCAAGUUUCAUUCGUUGAACGAAUCUUAUGAAAAGCAAAUGUCCCUCAGCCCAAAUCUCGCAAUCGAAAAAGAAGGGGAACGAUGGUUCUAGCAGUUUAAGUAGUGGUUCAAAAUACAGACCUUUUAGUGUUAUCGCGAACAAAA
Molecule: messenger RNA, 1996 nt
Organism: Aedes aegypti (yellow fever mosquito)
Lineage: Eukaryota; Metazoa; Arthropoda; Insecta; Diptera; Culicidae
Product: ATP synthase subunit beta, mitochondrial
Exons: 3
Coding region: 200-1714 (504 amino acids)
Biological process (GO): proton motive force-driven mitochondrial ATP synthesis; proton transmembrane transport
Molecular function (GO): proton-transporting ATP synthase activity, rotational mechanism; ATP hydrolysis activity; ATP binding
Source: RefSeq, a predicted model, not a curated record